CAGACAAGAGGAGUGGAGAAAAGCAAAGGAAACAUCUUUACUUUUUUAUUCUCUUCAUCACAACGCGUAUCUCCACCUUCAUCUCGCCUGACUUAACAAUCUCCCUCUAACUUUGAGGCUCCUCCCCCUAUUUCCCCUCCUCCUCAUUUUGUUUUUGCUUUUGAAUGGACAACUGAGAGAUGAGAUUCAUUCUGCUCCUGCUGAUUACAUCUUUCUACCUGCAUCCCCAUCAUAAAUGUUGGUUAUAUUUUUGAUUGCGACCACUGUUAGCUGCAUGCAUGCUCUCAGGCUGCACACAUGGAACUGUAUGCUUUGAGUGGGAGAAGAGAGCGCCACAGACGGUGCAGCAUCCUCCUCCAGGACACCUGCUGCUGCACUGCUUCACUAACGUAAACAUGAGGACAUCCAGAAAGAGAGUUUAAACUUUCACCAUCAUGCAAAGCUUUUAUCUUCUCUCAAAAGUUUGAAACAGGUCACAAAGGGCUGUCCUUUGUUGGUCCUUUGAUUUUGUUUUAUUUUAUUUUCUCCACAGUGAGUCAGAAUGAGCCCUGUUUGGCUUCUUCUUCUGCUCACACACCUCUUAAAAGCACAAGUGACUCAAAGGUUUUUCACUGGAGAACCUUUAAACAGCAGCAAUAUUUCAACCAACGGCACAGGACUUUUAGAACCCUUCCCCACAGAACCUCCUGGUUUUACUGGAACACCUUCAGAAGCUCCCACAGUGGAAGAGGAUGACUGGUUACCAGCAGAGAACUUCUUGUACACUGGGGAUCCGUUCACUCUGAGAAAGGCCCGUUGUUCCCGAGCAUAUAGCACUCAGGGACAGAACGGACCUCUACCAAUGACCUUUAUUUCCCCCCUCCAGCCAGCUCUGAAUGCAUUGGCCAACACUGCCAACUUUCUCAACAUGGUCUUCCAGGCCAGUGACCUGCGGGAGAGCACAGUGCAGGAAGAUAUGGAGUGGUACCAUGCCCUGGUCAGAGCCCUACUAGAGGCCGACGUGAUCAUUCGACGGGCCCUCCUCACUUUCGAUGCUGACCCAGCUGCUAAGGUGCCACAAAUGGUUCUUCAUGCAACCCGCAACCCAUCUGCUAAGCAGCAAACCAUCAUCCUCCAGGACUUGUCUAAGUCCUGGGAGAGGUUCCACCCACCAGCCCCAGCCCCAGAUGACAGCUGGUUCACCAGACUAAAAUUCUCUGAGUCCAACCAGCAGACAGCAGCCUUGUCUAAGCGGGUGCUCCUCAAUGACCUCAGCACCUUAGACACCCCAAAGUGGAGUCAGGGCGACAGCUAUGUGACCAAUCAAAACAGUGUACGGUGGGCCAGCGCUCCAUUUCUGGACUGUAAGGAUAGUCUGUUGGUUCCCGGCUGGAUGCUGACCCUGUCCAUCUCCUUCUACGGCCUCAAACCUGAUCUAACACCUGAGUUCAGAGGUGUUAUACGUGUGGAUGUCAACAUUCAGGGCAUUGACUUGAACCAGUGUGCAACAGACAACAGCUGGUUUGCUGAUACUCAUCAGUGCAAUCGCACCACCAUGGAGUGUGUGCCAGUUCCAGGUCGGGGCUUUCGAUUGGGUCAGUACUGCUGCCGCUGUAAGGAGGGAUACUACAACCCUGACAUUUCCCCCGAGGACUCCGAUGCUGGCCCUCUGAACGGCAGUGACAGCAGUGGUGUGUGUUACCCGAACAUGCCCAUCUGUCUCCCAUGCUGGCCAGGUUGUAAGAGCUGCCAGGACAGCACCCCUUGCUGGGUGCAGGAGGACAGGACACUCAGGGCCGGAGUGCUAGCCCUGCAGGGGGUCUUUAUGUUCCUCAUCUUUGUCAGCAUGCUUGUAGCCUACCAGCAUCGUCGAAACCGGAGGAUCCGGGCAUCUGGUCUCCUGCUGCUGGAGAUCAUCCUGUUCGGCUCUCUGCUCCUCUACUUUCCGGGUGCUGAAGGUGUUCCUCUCACGCACAGCCCAGCGGAUGCCCUACAUGUCCAGCCUCCACCUGAUGAGGAUUCUGGGGGUGAUGCUGAUGACAGUCAGCUGGUUCCUGUGUGCGUGGACGGUGGGCGUCCUUCAGAACCGCGACAGAAACAUUCCAGUCUUUGUCACGGCCACAACAUCAGACGGACAAAGCUUCAACCUGUGCUACCUGGACCGCUGGGACUACAUGAUGGCUGUGGCUGAACUCCUGUUCCUGUGCUGGGGCAGCUCCCUGUGGACGGCUGUCAGGCCUGUCCCCUCAGCCUUCCAUGAACCUCGCUACAUGGGCAUUGCCAUCCACAACGAGCUGUUUCUCUCAUCUAUGUUCCAUUUGUUUCGGUUCACCUUUCAGUCUCUCCAUCCUGACUGGAUGCUGCUACUCUCCUUCACACACACUCAUGUCACCAUCACGGUGACACUGGUCCUGCUCUUCAUUCCAAAGGUAUUUAGCUUUUGCAUUUCACAUUUGGACUCAGUUGGUAGAGCUGAUGCC
Messenger RNA from Austrofundulus limnaeus, 2459 nucleotides. RefSeq names its product probable G-protein coupled receptor 158. Gene Ontology annotation, molecular function: G protein-coupled receptor activity. The record is from RefSeq and is a predicted model, not a curated record. Gene Ontology annotation, biological process: G protein-coupled receptor signaling pathway. NCBI's taxonomy places the organism in Eukaryota, Metazoa, Chordata, Actinopteri, Cyprinodontiformes, Rivulidae. Gene Ontology annotation, cellular component: membrane.